Cavia porcellus (domestic guinea pig) is the source of this 3613-nucleotide messenger RNA. RefSeq names its product solute carrier family 45 member 2 (gene Slc45a2). Gene Ontology annotation, biological process: transmembrane transport. NCBI's taxonomy places the organism in Eukaryota, Metazoa, Chordata, Mammalia, Rodentia, Caviidae. Gene Ontology annotation, molecular function: sucrose:proton symporter activity. Bases 96 to 1724 code for a protein of 542 amino acids. The record is from RefSeq and is a predicted model, not a curated record. The transcript has 8 exons. Gene Ontology annotation, cellular component: membrane.
UGCCCAUCUCUGCUGGUUGCAGCGCAGGCUUCCUGUCAAAUUCAGUUUGGAGCACAGAGUGGAGGGCCACACAGGAGAUUCCUCACUCUGUGGACAUGGGCAGCAAUGGCAAGCGGGCUGGCCACCACACCUAUCAAUCCUUCACGGAGGAUGACCUCUUUGGGUUUGUGGAGCCACCCAGAAGAUCCACAGGUAGACUCAUCAUGCACAGCCUCGCCAUGUUCGGCCGAGAGUUUUGCUAUGCAGUGGAGGCAGCCUACGUGACCCCGGUGCUGCUCAGCGUGGGCCUGCCCAAGAGUCUGUACAGCGUAGUGUGGAUCCUUAGUCCCGUCCUGGGAUUUGUGCUGCAACCCGCGGUAGGCUCAGCCAGCGACCACUGCCGAUCCAAGUGGGGUCGCCGGAGACCCUACAUUCUUUCCCUGGCCAUCAUGAUGCUCUUGGGCCUGACUUUGUAUCUCAAUGGAGAUGGUGUAGUAUCAGCUUUGACUGUUAACCCAAAGAAGAAGCUGGUUUGGGCCAUAAGCGUCACCAUGACAGGUGUGGUUCUCUUUGAUUUUGCUGCUGACUUCAUUGAUGGGCCCAUCAAAGCCUACUUAUUUGACGUCUGCUCCCAUCAAGACAAGGAGCGGGGUCUCCACUAUCAUGCCCUCUUCACAGGCUUUGGCGGUGCCCUGGGUUACCUCUUGGGUGCUGUAGACUGGGCCCAUCUGGAACUGGGAAGAGUGCUGGGCACAGAAUUUCAAGUCAUGUUCUUCUUCUCUGCCUUGAUGCUUACUUUCUGUUUUACUGUUCAUCUGUGCAGUAUACCUGAAACCCCACUUACAGAUGCUGCAGAAGACAUUUCCCCACCACAAACCCCUCAUGACCCCCCAUCGUCGUCAGAGGGAAUGUAUGAAUAUGGAUCUAUCAAGAAAGUUAAAAACGGUUAUGUUAACCCAGAGCUGGCAAUGCAGGGAGGAAAAAACAAAAGUCCACCUGAACAGCCUCGGAGGGCAAUGACCAUGAAGUCACUUCUGAGAGCGCUGGUGAGCAUGCCUCCCCACUACCGCUGCCUUUGUAUCAGCCACCUCAUCGGAUGGACUGCCUUCCUGUCCAACAUGCUCUUCUUCACAGAUUUCAUGGGCCAGAUCGUGUACCACGGGGAUCCAUACAGCCCACACAACUCCACAGAGUUUCUCAUCUAUGAGAGAGGGGUGGAGAUUGGGUGUUGGGGCUUGUGCAUCAACUCUGUGUUUUCUUCAGUUUAUUCUUACUUUCAGAAAGCUUUGGUAUCCUACAUCGGCUUAAAGGGUCUUUACUUCAUGGGGUACUUGCUGUUUGGCUUAGGGACAGGAUUUAUAGGACUCUUCCCAAAUGUGUACUCCACCCUGAUCCUGUGCACCUCGUUUGGAGUUAUGUCCAGCACUCUGUACACCGUGCCCUUUAACCUCAUCACUGAGUACCACCAUGAGGAGGAGAAAGAGAGGCAGCAGGCCCCAGGAUGGAGCUCAGGCAGCAGCAGCAGCACUGAACGUGGGAAGGGUGUGGACUGUGCAGCUCUCACCUGCAUGGUGCAGCUGGCUCAGAUUCUGGUUGGAGAUGAAGAAACUAAGGCGGAGAGGAAUCAAACAACUUAUCUGAAGCUACACAACUGCAGGUGGCACAGCUGGUCUUUGAACCCAGGGCCUCUGUCUCUGCUGCUUCCUUAUGGACAGCACCUAAUUUGGCGGCUGCUCACUGACUGAUAACAAGCUGUGGUCAUGGCUGCUGAAGACACAUUGUCCCAUUCUGCAUCCCUAGGUCCACCCAGUCUUUUACAAUUGCUUACUGACAUGAAUUAAUACCUAACUAGUGCAAAAUGAAGAUUUAUCUACCUGUCAUUAAAAGCUUAGAAAGUUAUGCUUUUCCUCUCCUAUCUUAUCUUGGAGUCUGGGUAGUAUGGUUAUUGCCCCAGGUGAAUUUCUAGCUGACCAAACCCUUCAGGUUAUAAAGGAAAUUGAGAAAGGAAAUGCACUGUCUGGAAAAACUGGGAAACUUGGCUGAGAGGAUGUUACUUCUUGACCAUCUCCUCAUUUCCUUCUUCUCUCCUCUGUGUUCAGUGCUGUGAGAGUCCUUCUGUGCACCUUGGCAUUAGCAUAUCCCUAGCCACACACUCCUCACCACUUUCUACCAUGCAGACACAUAACCUCAUACCCAAAGGUACAGAGGCUCAACAGCGUGCUCUACCUGUGGAAUAUGGGCUCUAGAAGGGUCCCACAGGGGGCCUGUGGAUAGACUCCACACUGUUUGGAUGGGAAUUGUGGGAUCUCAUGUACGGGAACAUAAUCUAGAAUGUAGGGGAGGGGCAUAGCUGGAGGAGUGGGGCAGAGCAAGGUCCUCUAAUGAUGAGAUGCAGGCAGGGCAGUGCCCUGGCUGCCCAGGCCUAGGGGGAAGACUACCAGGCUACAAGAGUUUGCAGAGAGCAGACUGUCAUUGUUUUAGCCUCUUUCCCCUUCCCAAUUUCUCCACCAGUCUCAAAAGGCAGCUGCAUCCUUGUGCCUCGCACUCACUCUCUCCUUCCUGCUACUGCUUGGGUUUUUACCCUGCUACUGCCCAAUGGCCUACUUUUUAUUUAAAGAGCCUGUCUCUGCUGUUGUUUCAUUAUCAUCCCUGUGACUGGGCUGGAGUUUCUGCAACACCCUCAAAUCCCUUCUUUUUUCUUGUACUAUUGCCCAUUGUAGCAGAAGAAUACACACUGACACACAUUCCUAAGAAUUGAUGAGCUACCCUAAUAGGAUGAACAGUAUUCUAUUGUCCAAACUAAAGGACCAACUUGCUCUAAUAAGCAUCUUUCAGUAAGAGUCUAGAAUUGGCAAUAUGCAUGCAUAUCCUGCCAUGGUAGUAGGUGGUUUAUCUUUUCUCAUGUUGAUUUUUCAUGUAUUUUGUAUUUGGGGAGGUUAGGGAGUUUAUAUUUCAAUUACUACAGUUGCUAACCAAUAUUAAUAACAAGUUUUAUCUAUGAGAAAUAGAGGAAGAGUAAAAUGACUACUUUUGAAACAGAUGCACUGAUCUAUUUUCUGAAAGGCAACUUCUUGAGAUCUGUCAGGAUUGAGAUCAGGCAGCUUUUAUUUCUGUGGAAAUUUAUAUGAAUAUUUAUUGUACUGUAUUGUAUUACAGACAGUGGAAUAAAUAAUUUCAGAGUUUUAGAUCUCGUAUUUUGAGCCUCAAAUCUCAGACAUUACAGAAAAUUUCAAAAAAAUUACUAAAGAAUUCUACAUCUUAUGAAACCAUUUAGACAUAUUUUUAAACCAUUUAGACACAUUUAUUGUAUUAAAAUGGUUACAUUUAAAGGUGUCUGUAUUAGUCUGCAUUACCAGUUUCUUGAGCCCCAAACCAAAUAACCAAAGAAAACUGUAGCACCUGUAUCAAUCCUGGCAGGUGGAUGGGUGUGUUGAUAUUUGAUCUCAGUUUUCAAAACAGCUUCAAGAAAGAAUUUGUGAGAAUCUUAACAUCUUAAGUUGCUACUCAGUCACAGUCAUAAGAAAUGUGAGUUACAUUCAGAGACAACCCCAUUGGCUGUGUGGAAGUUAGAGAAGAAUUCAGCAUGCAUAUGCCAUGUGCAAAGCAUUCUUUACAAUAAAAGGAAGUUAGUUAA